AUGACAACUAACGAACAAUUUCAAACUUCGAAUAUUCAACAAUCAAAUGGACCUGAAAAUGGUGAUACAACACAAGAACAAGAUGAUGAAGAAACAAGACUAACAUCUAAUACAUCUUCUGGACCAUCAUUACGACGAUCACGUUUUUUUCGUUCAAAACGUAAACAACGUUUACAGGAAGAACAACCUAAUUCAGUCAACAAUUAUAAUGAUGUAUCUGAUAAACCAGUUAAUUCGUCUGAAAGUUCAGAACAAUCUACUGAAGAAACGUCUGUUGAAAAAAUUUUAAUAAUUGAUACCAGUACUCCAAAUGAAGUAAAACUAAAACGACGUCCAUUUGUAUCGCCUCCACCUUCUCCUCCAUCUACGGAUGACAAUGAUGAAACAGACGCAAGUACAAUUUCAAAAGAAACUCAAUUUACAACACAACUUGAAGAUCUUGAUGCUGAACGUCAAGCUUAUUUAACAAAAAAAAACAAUAAUGACAAAUCAUCAUCUACCCAAUUAAAACCAUCUGCGCCUGCAAUUUUUUCUGGUUAUCAAAGAAAAAAAUCACAAUCAGUUAAAUUAACUAAUUCUGAUCGAAUUGAUGCAUAUCAAAAGAAAAAUGUACGUUUUGCUGAUGAUUUUGGUCUUGAUUUAAGUCAAAUUAAAGUAAUUAAAUCUGAUGAAUUACCUAAUGUGCCUAGUGCAGCAUUUAAAGAUUUACAUAUUAAUCGUGAUGAAAAUUUAGUAUCAUUUUAUCAAGAACGUAUGAAAUUAAUAACUUAUCUAGAACAACAAUUUGAAAAUCCUAUUCAUGCUCAAGGUUUUGAUGAUCGUGUUGCACGUCAUAAAAUUGCACUAGAACAAGCUAAUGCUAUUGAUAAUCGAAUAUAUGGAACAGUAAAAAUUAUUUCAUUCGGUUUUAAUAAACGAGUUAAAAUUCGUAUCACAACAGACAAUUGGAUGACUUAUCAGGAUCAUGAUGCAACAUAUAUUGUAGAUUCACAUGAUGGUACACAUGAUAGAUUUACAUUUACAUUAACUAUUGAUCGAGAUCGAAUAUGUGCUGGAAAUAAUAUUCAAUUUUGUAUUGGUUAUGAAUCAUAUGUUGGUCCAGAAUAUUGGGAUAGUAAUUAUAACGAAAAUUAUCGAUUUGUCUGUGUUUCAAGGACUAUACCUGAUUAUAGUAGUUAG
Molecule: messenger RNA, 1179 nt
Organism: Rotaria sordida
Lineage: Eukaryota; Metazoa; Rotifera; Eurotatoria; Philodinida; Philodinidae
Source: the annotation of a GenBank genome assembly